AUGUUUCGCUUGCUUGCAGUGUAUCUGUUCGUUGUCUUUGCUAGUAAUUUCAAGCCAUCAGUGCAGGUAAUGCUGCAGUCUCUAUUUUAAAGAGUUCAGAAGUGUUAAGCUAUUGAAAAGGAGCUUUCAGUAACGUUUCCAUCGCCCAUGUAAGGUAUACAGUCAAAAGGUGUACCCCGGGGAGGGUUCAAGGGGGAUUGGGACCCCCUGCCCCCACUCCCAUUUUCUCCUCUUUUUAAUUAACACAGGGAUCGAUAGUCAAUGGUACUAAAGAAAGCGGUAAAGCGUGGCGUAAGAAUGUGAGGCGUCUCUCCCCAGUCUCGCUCCCUGUUUUCAGCCUCUUUACAGACCUUUUGUUUGACUGUUCGCGCGUAUAUGAAUACGCAAAAAUACGGACUGUUUUGCAGUCUAGUACUAUUGAGGUCAGAUGCAAAAGAAAUUAGAUGACUUCUAUUCUUGUUGCGCAAUCUUAACUGCAGUCUACAGUGGUAAGCUUUAACGACUUUGACUGCACGAAACUUUGUUAUAAUCGAUAAGGAAUUCGAACUCCCGGAUUAUAAGUUGUUUAGAAAAGAUAGGGAGAAACUUCUGACUUUGGCUGAAAAUUCAUAUUCCAAGAAAGCCUAGAAGUUUUCUUAUGGAUACCUUUUAUAGGCCAGCAAAUUCUCCCAGUCACUCACUUAUCGACAGUGAGCCUACUCGAAUUGCUGCUAAGAACCUUAUUUUCGUAUAGAUUUAACAGUAACAAAUAAUCCUCACAACAUCAGUGGUUUCGGGGUGUUGUAAGGGCCAGUCGCGGCAAUCAUGAGAUGAUCUCUUGCGUUCGAAAACUGAACUGGAAAAAGGUGCCAGCUCAAAUAAAAACAUUGGAGAACCAAGCAAUUCACUACGUGAUUUCCCUGAACCUGCAAAAUUCUUGCAGUACGACAGCGCAUUCUGAUCACUCUGUGGACUGAGCGUCCCUUCGCGAGUUCAGCAUCUGUAUAAUCAAAGGACUUCACAGACGAGUUUAAUUGACCCCUUCCCUUUCAAAAUGGCUAGAUAACCCCCUAACAGAGUCUUCUCAGGAAUUUUCGCGGUUUCAAUAACAUAUCGGCAACUAAAACUCGUGCACAAAAAUUAAAAUUGCUUUUAUUGUGGCUACACUACACCACACUGAUUUGGUUUGGUGGAUGAAACUAAUCCUAUGGCAUAAUAUCUUUGGCAUAGUGCCGACUGUUUUUUAGUUUUUGUUUAGAAACUGAGAAAUGGAAUUUGGUCUUUGGGAUAAAGGGUAAAAUAUGAUGAUUUACUGAUGAAAUAGCGAUUAAACUGAAACCGGUCUGUACAUAUUCUUGUUGUUUUGUAGACUAAUCUGGUGACACUCGACAGCAGUAAGCUUAACCAAAAAAUCAGUGAGUUGGAAAGUAGAGUCCAGGUAAGACGAUCGAAAUAAGCCAGCAGCCUAAUUUUCAAUUUUUAAUUUUUUGAGUUAGGCAUUUUUAUAAAACGCAGUAAAUUUCCCAAGAAUUUCCGAAUUUGAAACAGAUCCUCUCAUAGCGGGCCUCACCUUUCAGUGAAUAUAGCCAUAAUUUUACAAUUAUGUUAAACGGAAUAACAACAAAACAAAAUUUAAACAAGUAAUGAACACCUUUUUUGGAGACAACAGCUAGAAUAAAGCAUUCUCAGAGAGUACCAUAUGGCGGCACUUAUAACUGAACAGCAUCAACUCAUCCAAACGGAUCUUUGAGACGGCAGAAGACAAUAGGCUAUUAUAUAAGUAUUGCGUUGUUAGCCUUUUUGUGCGAACAAUUGUUUCGUGCUACUUUGCUGAAUUCGUCGACUGCCUCAAGUCCGACUGAACCACGGGUACGUGAAAUCAGUGCAAAAUUCGCGAAAGUUCACUCUGGCAAAAUAUAGUAAAAGUAAGUACGAUCAAUUUAGCGCAAUAAAAAUUUUCUCUCCAUGCAUUAAAAGGAAUCAAUCCCAAAAGACAGGCAUAGAUACUGAAUUCCAGGCCGUGGAUUGCAGAUUCCAGUCUCUGUCAGUGGAACGUGGAUUCUGAAUUCCAAUUGUUAGUGGAAUUCCGGAUUCUUUGAUCUUCCGGAUUCCAAAGCCCAGGAAUCUGGAUUCCACAAGCAAAAUUUUCCCAGAUUCCGGAUUCCACAGCUGAAAAUUUCCCAGAUUCCGGAAUCCAGAAUCCCUCACAGUGGGCGCCACCCUUUUUUUUUUCUUUAACGAAUGCAGGCUCUGACAAGCGGACUGAAUAGCGCCAGAGUGCACUGUGAUGAGAAGGUUACAUCUUGGGACCUAAGAUCAGAUGCUUACAUCAAGUACUUGGACCGACAGAAUGUUGAGUGCCCAAAUGGUUCUUUCUUGGCCAGAUUCCGACUUGUGAGGGAAGGAAACUAUGCCUCAGCCAGAGUUCGCUAUCUUUUCCGUUGCUGCAAGUUUAUUCUGUAA
Messenger RNA from Porites evermanni, 2442 nucleotides. The record is from the annotation of a GenBank genome assembly. Lineage: Eukaryota; Metazoa; Cnidaria; Anthozoa; Scleractinia; Poritidae.